GCCGCACCGCCUCUUUCCAGGCCGUCGCUCUCAGCCCCAGGAGCAAAGUCUGGCCGCGCCGCCCAUGGUGCUGCUCGAGAGAGCCAUGGCCACUUUCCGCUUGGCCCUCAUCCAACUUCAGGUUUCUUCCAUCAAAUCAGAUAAUGUCACUAGAGCUUGUGGCCUCAUCCGGGAGGCAGCAACACAAGGAGCCAAGAUCGUUUCUCUGCCGGAAUGCUUUAAUUGUCCAUAUGGCACGAAAUAUUUUCCCGAAUAUGCUGAGAAAAUUCCUGGUGAAUCCACACAGAAGCUUUCCGAAGUAGCAAAGGAGUGCAGCGUGUAUCUCAUUGGAGGUUCUAUUCCUGAAGAGGAUGCUGGGAAAUUCUAUAACACCUGUGCCGUGUUGGGGCCUGAUGGAACUUUACUGGUAAAGUACAGAAAGCUCCACCUGUUUGAUAUUGAUGUCCCGGGGAAAAUUACAUUUCAAGAAUCUCAAACGUUGAGUCCUGGUGAUAGUUUCUCCACAUUUGAUACUCCUUACUGCAGAGUGGGCCUGGGCAUUUGCUACGACAUCCGCUUCGCAGAGCUUGCCCAGAUCUACGCGCAGAGAGGCUGCCAGCUGUUGGUAUAUCCUGGAGCUUUUAAUCUGACCACUGGACCAGCCCAUUGGGAGCUGCUUCAACGAGGCCGGGCUGUUGAUAAUCAGGUGUAUGUGGCCACGGCAUCUCCUGCCCGGGACGAUCAGGCCUCCUAUGUCGCCUGGGGACACAGCACUGUUGUGAGUCCUUGGGGAGACGUCCUUGCCAAGGCUGGCACCGAGGAGACUGUCGUGUAUUCAGACAUAGAUCUGAAGAAGUUGGCUGAAAUACGUCAGCAGAUCCCCAUUUUUAGCCAGAAGCGAUCAGACCUUUAUGCAGUGGAGGCGAAAAAGCCCUAAGGUUUAUGCUUCUGACGUGUCAUGAAAAACAGGAGGAUGUUUCUGCAACAUAAUCAACUCCCUGUUGAAUUCCUUAAGGAGAUUUUUUUUCCUUCUAAUUUCCUUUCUUGGGAACUCUCUGUUGAGAAGAUGGAGCAUCAGCACAUGGUAUUUUUCACACCAUAUUAGAUAGUUAAAAAAGGCUCAGGCUGGCUUUGCGAGCAGAAGGAAGAAGAGAUGGCUGAACGCCUCCCAUAUGGAGUUGCUUCAUAGCAGUUGGUGAAAGUAUCCGAUCUUGGGAUCUUGGUGGUUGCUUCACCUGGUGCAAAUACAUUUGUGCCACACGCCUCUCAUCUCACUGCUGGAGCUAGACUCCAUUACGUAGAAAACUUGGUCUCCUACUACUCUGUUUUGAGCAGGACUUAAUGUUUUUAGCCUGUGAGCAGCUCUGGAAAGCAAGGUUGUGAGCCCUUGGCAUUUGCUGGAGGAGAUGGCAGUCCCGUCCCUUCCCAGCAGCCUUGGGGCGCUUCAAAUUCAAGAAGGAGCCAGUGAAUCAACCCCAGACCCUUCUGGUCUUAGAGGAAAGGUAAGGUCAGCAGGGCAUCCCAUGGGAGAGUGGCAGUGGUGGCAUUUGGUCAAUGCCACUAAAGUAUGAGUCUUUGCAAAAGAUUUUCUUGAUGGGUGAGUGUCUGAAAAUCUGUCUUACUGCUUUUCUUCCAGUAACACUUUCCAGCUUGAUAAAGGCAAGCUAGUGGUUUUAACCUAGUGGUUUUCAGAAUCCUUUUGCACAAUUAAAAACUGAGAAUUCCAAUCAACUUUGUUUUAAUGUAUAUUAUAGAUGGUGGUAGGCUAAUAAGUGUUUAACAACCAGCUGUCGAAAGAAGGGAAGGAAAGAAGGAAGGAAGAAAGGAAGAGAUAUUUAUUAUACUGGAAAAUAAAACAAAAUCUUAAAAUUGUAAAAGAAUGCACGAGCACACAGUCUGUUAGCUGUGAGAGUGAUGUUAUCAUGUGUCAUUUAACCCUUGGAAACCGGCAUUGUACACUCAGAGCAGUACGAGAGUGAAAAAGGCAAAUAACAUUUUAAAAUUAAGUGUAGAAUCUGGUAAAAUUGGACACAUGUAUACAUCCAUGAAAGCGCUCUAAUCAAGACCAUGAAUCUGCCCCCAGAGUUCUCUUGUGCUGUGAUCCCUUCAGCCACUCUCCUCCUCCCCAGGCACUCGCUGACCAGCGCUGUCACUGCAGAUUAGUUUGAAUUUUCUGUAAUUACCCAAAAGUGCAAUCAUGCCAUAUGAAUACUUUUUUUUUUUUAACCUUCUUUCACUCACCAUAGUUACUGGGGGGGAUUCAUUCCUGUGUGUAUCACUCAUUUCGUUUUUAUUGCUCAGAUGGGGUCCGCCGUAUGGGUACGCUAUAGUUUAUUCACCUGUUGAUAGACAUAUGACUCUCUAGUGUUUAGCUGUUAGAAAUAAAGCUGCUAGAAACAUUUUGUACAAAGUGUUCAUUUUCCUGAGUAAACAUCUAGGAGUGGAAUGACUGUGGAAUGACAGGGUCCUGUGCGUAUUUCACUGCCAGGCUGUUUUCCUGAGUGGCUGUGCCGUUUUAUUUCAUUACCGUCAGUCUGUCCGCGUCGCAGUUGCUCCACGUCCUCACCGAUACUUGGUGUGGUAAUGUGUUAAUUCUAGCUCUUUUAAUGUGCAUGUAAUGUUAUUUCAUUGUGGUUCUACUUUGUAUUCCCCGGAUGAUUAAUAAUCCUGAGCAUCUUUUCGUGUGCUUUGCUGUCUAUGUAUCCUUUUGGGUGAAGUGUCCCUUCAUGUCUUUUCCCCGUAUUGUAGUUCGGUUAUUUAUCCUUGUAUUGAUCAGUAAGAGUUCCUUAUAUACUCCAGAUGAAAACCUUCUGUCACAUAUUGUGUUUUACAAAUAUAUUCUCCAAGUAUGAGCGGAAAAAA
Messenger RNA from Suricata suricatta (meerkat), 2841 nucleotides. It is a transcript of the gene NIT2, whose product is annotated as nitrilase family member 2. Bases 65 to 916 code for a protein of 283 amino acids. The record is from RefSeq and is a predicted model, not a curated record. NCBI's taxonomy places the organism in Eukaryota, Metazoa, Chordata, Mammalia, Carnivora, Herpestidae. Gene Ontology annotation, biological process: oxaloacetate metabolic process; L-glutamine metabolic process. Gene Ontology annotation, molecular function: omega-amidase activity. The transcript is spliced from 10 exons. Gene Ontology annotation, cellular component: mitochondrion.